GCACCACAUAGGAUAGAGUUAGUGACCACUACCCUCAGCAAUCUUCUACGUCACUCUUUUGAAUUCCUCACGCCUGAUCUCCUUUACAAGUUGUGACACUCCCAUAAGCUCCGAAAGCGAGAGCUUCGGCUUCGGCUUUGGCUUAUAUAUAUAGAGAGAGCCAUUGUGUUCAUUCAAGUUCAUUUGAGUUUGUGUGCGUGUGUUUGUGUGUGUGUGUGUGUCUCUCUCUCUUAUCUCUUCAUAGCUAGAUAAUAAGCCACAAAUGGAACUAGCUAGGAUGGUAAUGCUCCUUGUAUUCAUUUCCUCUAUCUUCUUUGGGACUUGUGUUGAGAGUAGAACUCAUCAUCAUAAGAAGCAUCCAAAGCAUAGCAAUAUUUCUCAACCUCCAACAGGAGCAUACCCUCCUUCUGAGCCUCCUGAACCAGUUAGUGAUGGGUCUAACUCGAGCUCAACCAAUUCGACCGGUCUAAUCCCUCCCCCUUCCCCCUCUCCAUCUCCCAUUGGUGAUGGGACUAGAGGGGACUCAUCGAACUCGAGUGUUAUCUAUGAUGUUCGAGCGUAUGGAGCGGUUGGCGACGGAGUUUGCGACGACACGGAAGCAUUUAAAAAUGCUUGGGACUCUGCUUGUGAAUCUGGGUCGGCAACAGUUCUUGCUCCUAAAGGAUACACUUUCAUUAUACAUUCAACUAUUUUUACAGGGCCAUGUCAAAGUGGACUCAUUUUUCAGGUCGAGGGGACGAUUUUGGCGCCCGAUAAUCCGGAUUCGUGGCCGAGCAACAGCAGGAGGAAUUGGCUUGUGUUUUAUAGAACCGACGGAAUCGCCCUACAAGGAGGAGGGCUCAUUGAUGGAAGAGGAGAGAAGUGGUGGAAUCUCCCUUGCAAGCCUCACAAGGGGAUAAAUGGGACAACUUUGCCUGGGCCCUGUGAUAGCCCUGUUGCCUUGAGGUUCUUCACGAGCUCAAACAUAACAGUCAGCGGAGUGAAAAUCCAGAACAGUCCACAGUUCCACUUCCGGUUUGACAUGUGCAGGAAUGUCACCAUUGAUUCUAUCUCCAUUAGCUCGCCAGCUUUGAGCCCUAACACUGAUGGCAUUCAUGUUGAGAACUCGCAAUAUGUCACAAUUCAUAACUCAGUAAUCUCCAACGGCGACGACUGCAUAUCUAUUGGAGCUGGAACUGUGAACAUAGAUAUACAGAAUGUGACAUGCGGGCCAAGUCAUGGUAUAAGCAUAGGGAGUCUGGGCAAGCAAAACUCGCGAGCUUGCGUCAGCAACAUAACAGUAAAAAAUGCCGUAAUAAAGCACUCGGAUAACGGAGUUCGAAUUAAGACAUGGCAAGGCGGUUCGGGCUCGGUCUCGUCGGUCACCUUCGAGAACAUAAAAAUGGACACGGUUCGAAACCCGAUUAUAAUUGAUCAGUUCUACUGUCUCUCCAAGAACUGUCCGAACCAAACUUCCGCUGUCUUCGUGUCAGAUAUAACAUACUCAAACAUCAGAGGGACUUACGAUAUUCGGAGCCCACCGAUUCAUUUGGGGUGCAGCGAUUCGGUCCCAUGCACGAAUAUUACACUAACCGAAGUUGAACUUUUUCCGUCAGCAGGAGACUUGAUAUCAGACCCCUUCUGUUGGAAUGUAUACGGUGUUUCAGAAACUGUGACGAUUCCUCCGAUCCCGUGCUUGCUGGAGGGUCUGCCGCGAUCGAUCUUGGAUAUUGAGAAUGAUCGAUGUUUCUAAAGAACUUAAAAAAAGAAAUUAAUGCUUGCGUAAAAGGGUAUAGUAUGUAUAGAAAGCAAAAAAAAGAGGAAUGGUUGAGGAAUAAUGAAUGUGCUAUGCAUAUGUAUAGUGCUUGUUAGAUUAAACGUAAGGGAAAAGUUAAUUGUUGGAGUGUCAGAGUAUCAAAGCAGGAUGAUGUGUCAAUGUUCCUGGGUAAAGUUUCUACAGUAAUGCAGGAACUGCUUUACUAAAUGUAAUCAAUAUUGUUUGCAGCAAUUUUA
Molecule: messenger RNA, 1992 nt
Organism: Ananas comosus (pineapple)
Lineage: Eukaryota; Viridiplantae; Streptophyta; Magnoliopsida; Poales; Bromeliaceae
Product: polygalacturonase At1g48100-like
Exons: 6
Coding region: 263-1732 (489 amino acids)
Biological process (GO): carbohydrate metabolic process
Molecular function (GO): polygalacturonase activity
Source: RefSeq, a predicted model, not a curated record